GGUCAAGAUCAGUGGGGAAACAGCUGACCGUCAACCCCACUCAGCUGUUGGAGAAAAGAAUAACCAGAAAUAAUCCAAAAAUACUAUAUAAAAGAGUGCAAGUCAAGUGUGUGGAACAAUCAAGAGAGAAGAGAGAACACAGGGAAUACGGUGGAGCCUGCCAGGUGAUGCAAAGGACAUAAAAUCAGGACCAAUAGGGCAGCCCGUCACCGCCAUGCUGAGGUGUGCCUGGCGGCGCGGCCUUCCCCUGGGGGCGGCACCGGGGGGCAGGCAGUGGGUGGCGGCGGUGGGGGCCAAUCACUGCCUCAACGGGAUUUCGCGCCAGGCUUGCCAGGGCGAAGGAGCAAAGAAGCUUCACACUUCAUCCUGUGAUAACUUCAGAGAAGACAAGAAAACCACCUCCCUGGCCCUUCUUGACGCUGUGAAGCAGGUCCGCCAUUCCCCCAAACCAGCCCUUGCCCUUGGAUUCUCUGGUUUGGUGCCGUUUAUAGCCGUCCCAGCAUACAUGAUGAGCACAGGUAUUUAUGAGGCUGAAUUAGCUCAGGCACAACUGUAUUAUGGAGCAUCAAUUCUCUCCUUCCUGGGGGGCGUGCGGUGGGGCCUAACACUUCCGGAGGGCAGCACUCAGCUCCCUGAUUGGCAUAACUUGGGAUAUAGUGUCGCCCCAUCCUUGGUGGCCUGGCUGGGGCUCCUAGCGCCUCACUCCUUUGGGGUACUAACGGUUAUUGGGGGCCUCGGGGUAGCAGGGUACAUGGAUAUAGCCAUGUGGGGCUACCCAGGCUGGUUUAAGGGGAUGAGGUUUUGCCUUACUUUCAUAGCAGUUUUGUCCCUAUGGACUACACUUAUAUUUAAAAUGACAUUGCCCUCACAGAAUGAUGAAAAGGGUAAAGAGACUGCAAAAAGUGUCACAGAAUAGUAUGGCCUUUAUAUGCUGUUUAUUUAUGUAAUAAAUGUAUAGUAUUUUCA
Eriocheir sinensis (Chinese mitten crab) is the source of this 966-nucleotide messenger RNA. RefSeq names its product transmembrane protein 69-like. The record is from RefSeq and is a predicted model, not a curated record. The transcript is spliced from 3 exons. Lineage: Eukaryota; Metazoa; Arthropoda; Malacostraca; Decapoda; Varunidae. The coding region runs from base 215 to 916 and encodes 233 amino acids.